AUCGAUCAGAUGAUGAGGAGGAAGACGACGAGCAUGCGCUGCCACUGAUCGAUCAUCCUAUUUGUUUAUUGCGACUGCCUAGCUUGUCUUCACGCACACAUGUGCAGUGUGCAACCGGUAUAUAUAAAGGUGUAGCGGGUGCCUCUGCCAUGGACAUUAGCUAGCUCAGCUCAGCUCACUGCCACUGCCGCUCUGCCUGCCGGCGAUCGAGGAGAAGACCGGCCGGCGGCGAGCUAGCAGGAGAGGGCUAGUGAUGGAGGAGGGGUUGCCGCCGGGGUUCCGGUUCCACCCGACGGACGAGGAGCUGGUGACGUACUACCUCGCCCGCAAGGUCUCCGACUUCGGCUUCGCCACCCGCGCCAUCGCCGACGUCGACCUCAACAAGUGCGAGCCAUGGGACCUCCCCAGCAAGGCAAGCAUGGGGGAGAAGGAGUGGUACUUCUUCAGCAUGCGCGACCGCAAGUACCCGACGGGGAUCCGCACCAACCGCGCCACGGACUCCGGCUACUGGAAGACCACCGGCAAGGACAAGGAGAUCUUCCACGGCGGCGCGCUCGCCGGCAUGAAGAAGACGCUGGUGUUCUACCGCGGGAGGGCGCCCAAGGGCGCCAAGACCAGCUGGGUGAUGCACGAGUACAGGCUCCAGUCCAAGUUCCCCUACAAGCCCGCCAAGGACGAGUGGGUCGUCUGCCGCGUCUUCAAGAAGCUCCAGUGCCACCUCGCCAAGCCCCGCCCGCCGCACGACGACGUCGACGGAGACGGCGCCUCGCCGCCGGAGAUGGUGGACGCCUCGUCGCUCGGCGAGCUUGGCGAGCUCGACGUCUCCUCCAUCCUCCUCGGCGGCUUCGCGCCGCCGUCGGGCGAGCUCUGCCAUGGCGGCGGCGGCGGAGACGGUUUCGGCGCGCACAGGCUUCAUGUCGGCGCGUACAUGAGCUGGCUGCAGGCGGCGGCGGCGGCCAACCAGGGCAUGUUCCAGUGGCCGGCGGCCACGCAGGCGGGGCUGGUCGGAGGCACCGUGUUCGCGGCGGCGCACAAGGCGGCGGGGACGAUGCCGUUCGGCGGCGGGUGCAGCCAGCAGCAAGCGCGGGACGUGGGCGUUUCUCUGGCGAACGUAGGAGGAGGCGAUGCGUUGUUCGGCGGGGCGCCGCUGGCGAAGGUGGACAUGGAAUGCGGCGAGCAGGCGCCGCAGCUGGACAUGGACGACUCCACAUGGAGAGCCUUCUGAACAUGGCCACGCCACCAUCAAUUUGGAUAAUUAUUAAGCAAACCAUGCAUACACGUAUUAUAUACUCAGUUAUAUACUAGAUGAAGAAUUAAUGUGGUCGUCAUCCAAGAUAUCCACAGUACAGUACACUACAGUCAGUUAUUAAUUAAUUAAUCAAAAAUGAAAGUGUAGUGUUGUCACCUAGAAAAAAUGUGCCGAAAAUAUUUUGGUGGAGACGGGGCCCUCAAGUUUAAUACAAAGCAGUAAGUCUAUUUUGCAUA
Molecule: messenger RNA, 1485 nt
Organism: Oryza sativa Japonica Group (Japanese rice)
Lineage: Eukaryota; Viridiplantae; Streptophyta; Magnoliopsida; Poales; Poaceae
Product: NAC domain-containing protein 79
Biological process (GO): regulation of DNA-templated transcription
Molecular function (GO): DNA binding
Source: RefSeq, a predicted model, not a curated record